AUGGAAAAUGCUGGGGCCUUUGAACGGGUCAGAAGUCCGUACGACUUGCCCACUUAUCAGAAAAGACUACGUCAUCUGAAGUCUGUAUCAAUGAGAAAUUUACAAUGUAGAAGUUUCAAUGGAGAUGAUAUGAAACAUUUAGAUGUUUAUUUUACUAUUCAUAAAGAUAGCAAAUCUCCUGCUGUUUAUUGGAGUGAAAAGAUAACUGGAUCAAUGAAUCCAACAUGGAGAGGGUUUGAUGCCAGUAGUUUUGAAGAUAAAAUAGACACAAUAUCAAGAGUGGUAGUGAUAAAAAUCUGGAUUCAGUUAAAAUCUAAGAUAAGAUUAUUAGUUGAUUUAGAAGUUGGUUUAAAAAGUUUGGUUUUCUUGGCUGAUAGGUUACAAGUAGAAGGUAUGAAGUAUCUUCCUAAUACACUGAUAUUUGGUUUAUUUGAUAAAUAUUUUAUACAACCUCCAGAACAACAACGACAGAAGGGGAAGGUAGAAGAAAAUAUAAAUAGUAUGAAGAUGUUACAUGUAUAUCAGGUCAAUACUAGAUCGUCGUAUAAUACUAGUUCAUUAUCCAGAGUACAGACUGUAUUACGAGCUGUCAAACAAACUCAGUCCAGUGUUAAUAAACUGCAUCAAGUUAUCCAAGAUAGACUUAUCUCUUCCCAACAUUCUCAUAAUAAGUCGCCCAAAUGGGUACAGAUAAUUCGGGAAAAACUAUUUCCAAGAAAGGACCAGUUGACAGACAGGACUCAAGGAAAUUUAAUGGAAAGAGAAGAGUUAUUAUUAAAAAUAAACCAGUUAAAAAGUGAAUUACGAUGGCAGACUAAUAGACUACAGUUAACUAAAGAUCAGUUUGAUGUCAGGAGAGAUUCUAUCAGAGCUAGAUAUGAGAGACUAAAAGAGAAUAAGCUAAGUUUAAAAGAAAGUCGUGUAAAACAAGAAGAAACUCGACAAGUUUAUAAUCAACAGAGAGAGAAGUGGAUUAAAGAAUCAGCUCAGUUGUUAAUAAGACGUAAACAGCUGAUUGGUGAAUUAUCUACAUCAGUAUUUCCUGUUACAGAGAAUGAGAAAGGAGAUUACUCUAUAUGUGGUGUCAGAUUACCUCAUUCUGAAAAUUAUCAAGGUCAUGAUGAAACAAUGGUAGCUGUAUCAUUAGGUUAUACAUGUCAUCUCACCAUUAUGAUAGCUCAAAUAUUAAACUUACCUCUACGUUAUAUGAUGGAAUUCCGAGGGUCAAGGUCACAAAUUCGUGAUCAUAUACAUAUCAGACUGACAGAGAAAGAUAGAGAUUUUCCACUAUUUAGUAAAGGAAAAGAAAAAUUCCAGUUUAAUUAUGGUGUAUUUUUACUGAAUAAAAAUAUUAGUCAGUUGAGAUUUUACUGUGGAUUAGGUACCAGUAAUUUAAGACUGACAUUACCCAAUAUAAAAACACUGCUAGAGUUACGGCUAGGGGUCAAAGGAGAAUAUUCCAUACCUAGAUCUUUAACAGCUCCAUCAACUAUAGGGGGUGGUGGUAGUUCUAAUAAUUCAGUUGCAAAAGAAGGAGCGAAGAGCACAACAAAUUCAAGUACGACCAGUAGCUUGGCUCGGCAAGACACUGCCUUGCUCCAGUCUUUAGAUACAGAGAUUAAUAAUCUUCACACUGUUGGUGAAACAGAUUUUCGUUCUGAUGUUUCUUUAACUCUCCAAAAACCAGAAAAAUUUGAUGAAGAGGAAGAACUCUUCGCAAAAACAGAAGACAGUUUUUUCAAAUUACCCAAAAUGUCGAAUUUAUCAACAGAUAGUAAAAUAGCUCAGUGUGAUGAUGUUAUAGAUGCUAUUAAUAUUAAAGCAAACUAUCAAUUACAAACCGAUCGGAAUUCCAAUGGUGUUGCAUUACAUUCCCAGAAUUCUACAAAUUCCCUUAGCAACUGUGAUAAUACCUCCCAUAAUUCCACUGACUCUAACUCCUCCAUGUUACAAAACGGUGGAGUAACAAUCACAGAGAGAAAAGACUCUGAAUCCAGUAUCCCCAGUGCUAAUAUGAUCAAUCCAAUUGUGACACGAACUAAAGAUUUAGAGAGUGAAGAAUUUCAUAGUUCUAUAGAAACAUGA
Molecule: messenger RNA, 2085 nt
Organism: Lottia gigantea (owl limpet)
Lineage: Eukaryota; Metazoa; Mollusca; Gastropoda; Lottiidae
Exons: 16
Coding region: 1-2085 (694 amino acids)
Biological process (GO): SNARE complex assembly
Cellular component (GO): endosome; lytic vacuole
Molecular function (GO): SNARE binding
Source: RefSeq, a predicted model, not a curated record